UGGCGUCGGGGAAGAACGGGUAGCUGCAGUUGAGGUCGUCGACGGAGCACCGGCUGGCGGCAGUCAUGUUGUCCUCCAGGUCGUCGCUGCUCGAGCUGCUGUCGCCCGAGCUGGGCGGCGAGUCGAAGUCCGGGUCGCCGCACGAGUCCAGCGAGAGCACCAGGCGCGAGCUGUGCGAGUGCACCGGCACCAGCAACAUAUUUGUGUAAGAAGUGCACUAAUAGCACGCAUCUGUACGCCACGCUGUGCUGCACCUGCUCCUGGAGGAAAGGCCCGACACGAUGGAGCCGGCGCGGCCCCUGCGCACGCCCUUGACGUUGUCGCCCAUCUCCGGAGGCCCCAGGUGGUCGUUGAGGGUGAGC
Molecule: messenger RNA, 362 nt
Organism: Gryllus bimaculatus (two-spotted cricket)
Lineage: Eukaryota; Metazoa; Arthropoda; Insecta; Orthoptera; Gryllidae
Source: the annotation of a GenBank genome assembly